This is a messenger RNA of Antechinus flavipes (yellow-footed antechinus), 2220 nucleotides long. It is a transcript of the gene P3H4, whose product is annotated as prolyl 3-hydroxylase family member 4 (inactive). Gene Ontology annotation, cellular component: endoplasmic reticulum. Gene Ontology annotation, biological process: collagen fibril organization; peptidyl-lysine hydroxylation. NCBI's taxonomy places the organism in Eukaryota, Metazoa, Chordata, Mammalia, Dasyuromorphia, Dasyuridae. The record is from RefSeq and is a predicted model, not a curated record. Gene Ontology annotation, molecular function: collagen binding; protein binding. The transcript is spliced from 8 exons. Bases 278 to 1591 code for a protein of 437 amino acids.
ACCAUUGCUUCUUGCUGGCUCCCCAAGGACAAAUUCCUGGGGAUAUUUCCCAUUUCCUCUUUGGGGAGUCUCCAACUAGGCAACUUUCUAUUCCCACUCUGUUGUAAGCCCUAGGACCCCCAUGCAGUAAGACAGGCACUAAGACCCAGCUGGCUGCCCCUCUGCUCCUCCCUGACCAGUCCCCCAAAUCCCCGCCCCUUUCCCCCUCUGCCAACUCCUUCUUCAGCAUCUGGAGGCCAGGGCCCUCAAGGAGCCAGUGGGACUCCGGGCUUGGGGCAUGGGGCAGUCGUGGGGGCUUCUGCUUCUCCUGGUGGGCAGUGCCUGGGCACAAUAUGAGAAGUAUAGUUUUCGGGGCUUCCCCCCUGAGGACCUCAUGCCCCUAGGCUCAGCCUAUGCCUAUGCCCUGGAGCAGUAUGAGGGUGAGAGCUGGAAGGAGAGCGCCCGCUACCUGGAGGCAUCCCUGAGGCUGCACAGGCUACUUCAGGACAGUGAGGCCUUCUGCCAUGCCAACUGCAGCAGUGCCAGGCCCUCUGGGGAGCACUCCCCAGCCUGGGGGACCCAAGAAGAGCUGCAGGAAGAGUGGGGUCGAGAGCUCUGGUUCUUUGGGCAGGUGUUGGAGCGGGCAGCCUGCCUGAGGCGGUGCAAACGGACGCUGCCGGCCUUCCAGGUACCUUACCCUCCUCCACAACUGCUCAAGGACUUUCAGAGUCGGCUGCCUUAUCAGUAUCUUCAUUAUGCCCUAUUCAAGUCUAACCAGCUAGAGAAAGCAGUAGCUGCUGCCUACACCUUCUUGCAAAGGAAUCCCAAGCAUGAGAUGACCACCAAGUACCUUAACUACUACAGGGGACUCCUGGAUGUGGAUGAGUACCUCACAGACCUGGAGGCCCACCCCUAUGAGGCAGUGUUUGUCCAGGCUGUGAAGCUCUACAAUAGUGGUGAUUUCCGUAGCAGUGUUGGGGAUAUGGAACGAGCUCUUGCUGAAUAUCUCACUGUCUUUGCCAAUUGCCUGGCUGGUUGUGAGGGGGCCCAUGAGCUCUCAGAUUUCAAAGACUUCUAUCCAGCAAUUGCAGACCGUUUUGCAGAAUCUCUGCAGUGCAAAGUGGACUGUGAAACCAAUUUAACCCCCAAUGUGGGUGGCUACUUUGUGGACAAAUUCGUGGCUACCAUGUAUCACUACCUUCAGUUUGCUUACUACAAAUUGAACGAUGUUCGGCAGGCUGCCCGAAGUGUAGCCAGCUACAUGCUUUUUGACCCUGCAGACAGCGUAAUGCAGCAGAACUUGGUGUAUUACCGAUUUCACCGAGAGCGAUGGGGGCUGCAGGAGGAGGACUUCCAGCCCCGAGAGGAAGCAAUGCUGUACCAUAACCAGACCACAGAACUCCGGGAACUGUUAGAUUUUGCUCGAUUAUAUUUGCAAUCAGAUGAUGAGAUGGAGCUAGAGGAGACAGAAGCACCAUUGGAGUCAGAACCACCACCAUCAGAUGCAGAGUUUGAAGGAGACGGUGACUAUGAGGAAGGCAUCUAUGCAGAUUGGUGGCAAGAGCCCAAUGCCAAGGGUGAUGAGGCAGAAGCUGAGCCUGAGCAAGCGUGAGAUGAAUUUGCUGUAGGGAGCACUCCAAAUGACCAGGCCCUUCUACCUCCGAGGAAGCAGCAGCAGAGACAACAACAAAUAUUUAUUAAAAAUUCAUGAUGAACAGAACUGGCAUUCCCCCCCCCGCCCCCCGCUUCCACCCCACUCCCCAAACCUUAGGGUCUCCACCCCUCCAGGUGUUCAAUUUUGCAUUCUUCAUCUCUUCUCUCUAGUUCCAAUGGAGCCAGGGCCACAUGUAUUGUCCGAGGGGGACGGGAGAGAACUUCCCCACUCUACUUGGUUUCUCCUGCCCUCCUCUGUCCCAAGUCUCUGGACUCAGGAACCCGAGAUUCUUAGCAAUGAAGCUAUGGAUGGAAGCACUUGCAACCCUUGGAUGAUGCCUUAAAGUGGACUUUGACAAGUGUUGGAGACAAGAGGAACAGCGUACUGUAGUGGAAAAGUGCACUGGAAUAAGAGUUGGGAAGUCGGAGUUCAAACCCUGGCUGUCUCAUUAAUUAGCUGGGUGAACUUUAGGAAGUCACUUCCCUUCUCUGAAAUUUAAUUUUCUUAUCUGAAGAUUAUGACAGUCCUAUGGAGGGUCUGUGUCCUAUGAGGAGGAGGAGGAUUGAUAUAAAUGUGCUGGUAUAAAA